Podarcis lilfordi (Lilford's wall lizard) is the source of this 3207-nucleotide messenger RNA. Lineage: Eukaryota; Metazoa; Chordata; Lepidosauria; Squamata; Lacertidae. The record is from the annotation of a GenBank genome assembly.
AUGGCGAAGAGCGCGCGGGACUGCCUGCUGGAUUGCCUGGAGAACUUGGAGGAGGGCGAGUUGAGGAGGUUCAAGGCUAAGCUGAACGAGUUCCCCGUGCGCCCGGGCUACGCCAACAUCCCCCGAGGGCGGCUGCAGAAGGCGGAUGCGCUGGACCUCAAAGACCUGCUGGUCAGCUUCUACACCGAGGAGUACGCCGUGCAGCUGACCGCCGAGGUGCUGGAAGCCAUCAACUGCAAGGACCGCGCCGAGGAGCUCCUGGCCUCCACCGGGAACAGUAAGGAGCGGCUGGGGAGGGAGAGCGGCGCCCGAUCCUAAGGAUCGCCAAGGUGGGUCUGGAGGGGAGCGAAACUUUCGCCUGGUCCCGAGUUCGGCGGCUUUGCAGCUGCUGCUGCUGCUGCUGCAGCCAGAGGAUCUCCUCCGGAGGUGGGAAGAGGCGGUAGAGUAAAGCUGGUAGAGGUUCGUCGACACUCACUUAGAAAAACUGGGGAGUGGCCACUUCCACUUAAAAGCCUCGUCUCGCCUCAUAACUUGCCCUUUUCGCUUCUCUCCAUCUAGCUUUGUAACUACGUGAAGUCAAACAAGGAGAAUAAACUGCGAUGAGGGAGGAUUUCAAAAUGAAAUUGUAACUCUCUGAUCGCUCAUCUGCAGGACAAUUUUAUUUGCCUUGAAGUAGUUGAGAAUCACAUUACAGAGAACAUAAGAUAGAAAAUAAUAAAUAAAUAACGUCUUUUGUAAGCAAGGACGGUCAUGCACAAAGCUUGACUUAAAAUAUAUAUAUAUAUAUAUGCAUUCGGGGCUUUUUUUUCCUGCUUUCCUGGAAAUGCCUCCGUUCAGUUGCUUUCGCUUUCGUGUAUUUCAUAACGCCCUUUCCAUCUAUGGACUUUAGAAACUGCCUUGUUCUUCUUUUAACUCAUUCUUUAUUUACAUUCUGCCCCACGAGGGCUAAACUUUGUACUGCAACGAACUCCCGGACUUGCUCAGGUUUAAGUGAGCAAUUUCGCACCGCGAGACAUUUCAAGCUUAAAGCCAUGAUUUCAUUUCCCCAUUUGCUUUAGAAAUGCAAGGCUGCUUCUCAGCUCAUGCCAGAGAGGUUUCAGCAGCAAUAAAACGAAGAACCAAACUGCUGAUAGGCAGCUCUGAAAAAUAUGGAUUGAACUUUGCCAGUUUAUAUUUGUUGGCACAGGGUGGGGCACAAGCACCUCAGAGUCACAAAGAAAUAAGGGAACAGUUCCAUGGAAUAAUUCUGACAACAUGAAAAAACAUGCAUAGUUAGAGAAAGGAUGGAGAAAAUGUGCUCAGCUUCACUUCUUUAAAACAUUUUUAAAUGGAAAGCUAUUUAGGAUCUUUUUCUUUAAGGGAGCCCGAAUUUUCACCCAGGAUUUUAUGCCCCUUUGCACCCCUGUCCAAAAGAUUCUCCUUGCCUCUGUGCUCUGUAUUAGGAAUUGAAAACGCAAAAGACCCCAUAGGAAGUAGCAUGGUUAAGUUUCACAUCUAGUUAUGCUGUGGUUGGGCCUUUGAUGCAAUCAUGAAUGGGGAAAAGGAGGGUUGUUUAUGUCCUCUCUGAGAAAGGUGUACUCUUGAAGCAGACAGAGUCACCAGGUGGCAGCAGCAAUAAAAUAAAUAACCAGACUGCUGAUUUGCAGCUCUGAAAAAUACAGGUUGAACUUUGUCCCUGCGUACUUGCUUGGAUUAUUAUGGACAGGACUUAUAGCUCUACGCUUCCUCCCGACCCUAUGUUACCAACAACAGAAACCAACACAUCUUCCAUCAGUUUUGGUGUUCGCCAGUCCUGGUUAAAUGAGGCUCAAACAACUUUAAAUCCGCUCUGAGAAAUAGCUGGCCGUUGAUAACAGUGGCCAACAAUAAAAGACAAUAAAAAAAUCCCUACAGAAUAUUCUUUUGUUUUCUGUUUACUUGAACUUUAAAAUAGGUUUACAUCAACAGCUUGAUUUAACUGUAAUGUUUUAAGAUCUAAUAGGCCACAAGAAGGGAUGUAGUUCGAAUUCCCACGACGGGGUGAGCUCCCAUUGCUCGGUCCCAGGUCCUGCCAACCUAGCAGUUCGAAAGCACAAAGUGCAAGUAGAUAAAUAGUUAAUGCUCCAGCGGGAAGGUAAACGGCGUUUCCGUGUGCUGCUCUGGUUCGCCAGAAGCGGCUUAGUCAUGCUGGCCACAUGACCUGGAAGCUGUAUGCCGGCUCCCUUGGCCAGUAAAGCGAGAUGAGCACCGCAACCCCAGAGUCGUCCGCGACUGGACCUAACGGUCAGGGGUCCCUUUUUAGACCACAAGAUGUUGUGAACCUGAAGUUACUGCAUGUUGGCUCCGAAAGCCUCUCCCAGCCACCCAAUUCCACAAAUUUAAGGUCAAAAAUAGGAUGGUUGGAAGAACCUUUGCUAUAUACAAAUUUCUCUCUUUUCUAUCCUGCCUCUUCCUGGCUUCUCUGGUUCCCACAGUUGGAAUUAUGCAUGCCUUGGCUGCAAUAUGGAGCCUUUUAGAGAGCUUCUGAUACCCCAUGCUUUUCCUUCUGUGAUCACAUUUGCUUGUUUUGCACCUUUACAAAUGCAUUUUUUUCUUUUGUCUCUCUGAUAUUUGCAGUUUAGUCCCCUGUGCCUUGCACCAAUGCCUCUCAAGUCAUAGUGUAGUCAAGGCUGGUCAAGUUGCUGUCAUUAUUUAUUGGUUGAUAUACUGCUUAAAGCCUAAACUGGCUUUUAAGCAGUUCUCAAAACAGUUACAACUUUACCCAAAGAAUUCUGUGAACUGUAGGCAGAUGAGCUAGUAGGAAUGCUCUGUUAGCAAUCCCUCCCCUCAUGGAACUACAAUUCCCAGGGCACGGGGGAGGAGGGAAUGAGUUGGGUAACCAGUUUUAAGCCCGCAGUGUGAAAGUAUACAGUAGUAAGAUUUCCGUUCUUUUUCUCUUUCCUGGCAGGGCCACAGCUUCAAAACUCUUCCAACGUGCACUUCAUCGAGCGGCACAGGGAGGCGCUAAUCCAACGGACCACCUCAGUGGAACCAGUGCUGGAUAAAUUGUAUGGCUCCGUCCUCAGUGAUGAGCAAUACCAAAAAAUCACUGCCAAGGAAACUAACCCAGACAAGAUGCGAGAGCUCUACAGGCUUGUGCCAAGCUGGGACCUCAGGUGCAAGGAUAAGCUGUAUGAGGCACUGAAGGCCAAAAACCCACAUCUCGUGAAAGACCUGGAAGGGCAAUGA